AUGGCGGACGCGGAAAACACAAACAUGGAACCCCAUAAGAGUAAAGCUUCUCCUAAUGGACUUAAACGACGCCUAGAAAGAGAUUCACCGAGAAAAUCCCAACGUAAGAACGACAAAGAUGUACCUGAAAGCUGCACUACCGCUGAGUAUUGCGAGAAGUUGCAGGCAUGGAUGUGCCAGUACUCCACCGGCUAUGUGACUUGGCAGAGCUGGCUGGCGGCGUCAGCUGCUAUGUCCUAUCCUUGUGUUCUACAAUCGGUCAAUGGAACGUCAACGGCACGUCUCGAUUCUAACACCCAGUACGCCAGUGUUCCGCUGACACAUAAUGCGAUUCCCUCAGGCUCUUCAAGUAGCCGAGAAGGUGAAGCUGCGGGCGGGGCUGCAGUCCCAACUCAGCCGCAGCAGUUGCCACAGGAGAAUGGAAAUGCACGGAGACCAGGUCGAGAGUACACCAUCCCCUCACCUCUCCAAAGACUCCUGGCUGAAAUUGUGGACUUCUUUAUACUGUUUUUCAUCAAAGCAUCGAUUAUCAUCAGUAUUAUGCACCUGAGUGGAAUCAAGGAUGUGUCCAAGUUUGCCAUGCAUUUUAUCGUGGAUGAAAUAGAUGAGGAAACGUCAAUGGAGGAGCUACAGAAAAUGAUGCUGGUUGCUCUUGUGUACCCGAUUUUAGUGUGUUUUUAUGAAAUCGUAUGUAUUUGGGGAGCAGGAGGAGCCACUCCGGGAAAAUUUCUUAUUGGGCUCAGAGUUGUGACAUGUGACUCAUCCGUACUGGUUCAGCCCAACCGGGUCCUUGUCGUGCCGGCAACUGAUGUAUCUCUAUCUGCAUCAACCGUGCGAGCCCUAAGCAAGAACUUUUCAAUCGCUUUCUUCUUCCCGGCUUUUGUGACGCUUCUCUUCUUCCAGCACAACAGGACUGUGUAUGACAUGGUUGCUGGCACUAUUGUUGUCAAGCGCUCCAGGGUUAGAUGA
This is a messenger RNA of Nerophis lumbriciformis (worm pipefish), 969 nucleotides long. NCBI's taxonomy places the organism in Eukaryota, Metazoa, Chordata, Actinopteri, Syngnathiformes, Syngnathidae. The record is from RefSeq and is a predicted model, not a curated record.